UCUUCCUCCCCAGUCCCCACUAUAAAUCCUCCAUUUCGCCCGGACUCAACGACCUUUUUCUUUCCUUCUCGCGCUGGUUCGAAUCGCGAAUCUCCUAUCCGUUCUCGUUCCGAUCCAGUCGUCUUCUUCGCGAAAAAGCUCCGAUUCUUGAGAUCGCUAUGGCGACUUCUACUGCUUCGCCUCCUCCUUCCGCUUCGCCUUCUUCGUCUACGGUGGACGAGCAACCGAGGCAACAAGACCAGCAGCCUCAACAACAGCAGCAGCAGCAGGAGCAGCAGCUCCAUCAGCUUCAGCCCUCGAAUGGGACGGAGAAAGAAUGCAUCCACAAGACGAAGCUCAUACAGUUCCUCGGUCGCUCCACGCCCAUCGUCCUCCAGAACGAUAAUGGCCCUUGCCCUCUCCUCGCCAUCUGUAAUAUUCUUCUAUUGCGGAACAGCCUGAAUUUGAGUCCAGACACAGCUGAGGUUUCUCAAGAAAAAUUGCUGUCUUUGGUGGCUGAACGACUAAUUGAUUCCAACAGCAAUAUUAAUAAUAAGGAUGCUGGCUAUGUUGAAAAUCAACAACAGAAUAUUGCGGAUGCAAUUGAUCUGCUGCCACGUCUUGCGACCGGCAUUGAUGUAAAUAUAAAGUUCAGGAGGAUAGACGACUUUGAAUUCACCCGUGAAUGUGCAAUCUUUGAUCUGCUGGACAUUCCACUUUAUCAUGGUUGGAUUGUCGAUCCCCAGGAUAAUGAUACUGAAAUCGCGAUUGGAUCCAAGUCAUAUAAUACCCUUGUGGGUGAACUUGUUGCAUUAGAAACAAGAAUGAUGGAUCAAGAACAUAAGGAAGACAGUGGAGAAGACUGUGUUGAUUUUGCUGCUGCAGCUACUGCAGCCCUUGGAGUGCCUUCUCCAUCCCUUUCAAAGGUCAGCUCAUUUGAUGGUUCUCCGCGCUCAGUGUCUGAUACCCAGACACCGAGAAAGGGGGAUCUUGAAGAAGAAGCAGAGCUGAUGAGAGUUUUAAAGUUGUCGGAGAUUGAAGGACCUGAUUCAUCAAGUAACUCUUUCAUCGCGGGUAAUGGCACAUGCAGUAUCUCUUGUAACUUCGACGAAGGUAGUUGUCCCCAGAAGUUUGUACAUGCAGAUGCACUUGGUAUAUUACAGGAUUCUAGUGGAGUUGAAAAUAUCUCUUGUCAGUUGGAACCACCUCUCAUGGUUGCUGGUAUUACCCUGACUGAUGAGAACCAUCCAGUGAUUGCCAGAACUUGUCUGGGGGAAGUAGGUCCUCCAUCCUUAAAGACGGAUGUGGCAGACCACAUUCAUCAGUCUAAACAUGCAGAAAUUGGGGAGGCUGCCAUUCAGGAUGACUUGAUUGACCUGAGAGAUGUAGACACUUCGUUCCAGGUUGAAAAAGCUUCCGUAUUGUCUCCUGUUAAACUGGGUGGCACUAUGGAUGAGAGUUUGAGUUUAUGUUUGCGAGUAAAUGAAAAGGUAGAGACGCCAACUUCUCCAGUUUAUGCUGUUGAAACAGCUGAUUAUCAGACUGGAUGUGAUGCAGCGGAAUUUUUGAGUGUCUCUGUGCCAAAUGUCGAUUCAGAUUCGUCCAAUGGCAAAUUGCAGCACACAGAUGUUGCUGAACCUUUUACACCCAGCAUAGAUGGUAGUGAACCCAUAUAUGAGGGAGAGGAAUGCAUUUUGGAUUCUGGCACAGCAGCCUGUGAAGAUAGAGAACCUAUAUAUGAAGGCGAGGUGGUUCUUGCUAAACAAGCUGACAAAGCAAUCAUAGAUGCCUAUAAUGUCAGUAGUAAGGAUGAAAUGACCCCACAACAGGGGGAAUUAGUGCGAAAUUUCUUGAAGAGCAGCGCCAGUCAGUUGACCAUCUAUGGCCUUUUUAGUCUACAAGAAGGCCUUAAAGAGAGAGAGCUUUGUGUGUUCUUUCGUAACAAUCAUUUCAGUACCAUGUUUAAGUAUGAAGGUCAACUAUAUCUAUUAGCUACAGACCAAGGUUACAUAAAUCAGCCUGAUUUGGUAUGGGAGAAACUAAAUGAGGUCAAUGGGGACACCUUGUUUAUGACCAGCAAUUUUAAGGAAUUUAAGGUGGAAAGUCAUACAAAUGAUACAUGGGAUGAGCAUAAUGCCAUGGCCAAUACAGCUGACUAUCUUGCCAGCAUUGACAGAGCAACACAUGCAGGCUUGGAUAUGGAUUCCGACCAUCAAUUGGCGAUAGCUCUGCAGCAACAAGAGUUUGAGCAGCAACGACAACCACAACGCAGUAAUGUGCAACCACAGUCAAUUGGUGGUUCAAGGCUGAUCACUGGUCCCCAGGGGGGAAGAUAUGGAGGGAGAAAUCCAUCAUCUUCGAACAGGGCUGAUGCAAAAUCGAAGGAUAGAUGUACCAUUAUGUGAACAGCGUGCAUUGUAGGUGAGUUCGUGUUGUAAAUGGUUUGCCUUGUUCCAAUUGUAUGUCAUGAUACUAAUCAACCUUUCUGGUAAUAUAUGUGGAUUUUCGCUCAAUAUUUCAUUUUGUAAUGUAAAUAGAUAUCUAGGAAUUGCAUAUUCUUUUAGCAGCCUAGAAGCUUUGAUUUGUCGUUUCAUUUGUAAUGAAGCAUCACAUGGAAAUGAAUAUGUGGAUCAUCGCAUAGAAAGGAACCGCAUGAAUAAUACGGGAGUUAAGGAGAUACUGAUGGAGCCGGGUGACUCAAGGCUUUGAUAGUUUGGGAAUGCGUGUUUUAUGCUCCAAUGUUAUAUGGAGGUGAGAAGUUUGGAACAGUACUGCCAUCUAUACUGCAGUUGGAUUUGAUCCUCUAAUAAAAACUUUAUGCAGUGGGUUUUCUUUC
Rhodamnia argentea is the source of this 2815-nucleotide messenger RNA. Its product is annotated as ubiquitin carboxyl-terminal hydrolase MINDY-1. Gene Ontology annotation, molecular function: cysteine-type carboxypeptidase activity; K48-linked deubiquitinase activity; cysteine-type deubiquitinase activity. Gene Ontology annotation, cellular component: cell periphery; cytosol. NCBI's taxonomy places the organism in Eukaryota, Viridiplantae, Streptophyta, Magnoliopsida, Myrtales, Myrtaceae. Gene Ontology annotation, biological process: protein K48-linked deubiquitination. The record is from RefSeq and is a predicted model, not a curated record. The transcript has 12 exons. Bases 159 to 2384 code for a protein of 741 amino acids.